This is a messenger RNA of Magnolia sinica, 1751 nucleotides long. RefSeq lists its product as uncharacterized. The transcript has 2 exons. The record is from RefSeq and is a predicted model, not a curated record. Gene Ontology annotation, biological process: intracellular protein transport; endoplasmic reticulum to Golgi vesicle-mediated transport. Gene Ontology annotation, cellular component: endoplasmic reticulum; endoplasmic reticulum membrane. Lineage: Eukaryota; Viridiplantae; Streptophyta; Magnoliopsida; Magnoliales; Magnoliaceae. Bases 702 to 1358 code for a protein of 218 amino acids.
CAGAGUAUCAAAGUCUCUUCCCUCCCCCCCUUUCUUUUUCUUUCUUUACACCCUCGUAGCUGCUUUUCUUCUCUUCUCACCGGCGGCUCCUAGCAGAGCUUUGGAAGCGGAUUUUCAUUUAUUUCAUUUUACCCCCUGUUUGCUGGAUUUUCUUUCAUUUUUCUCUCUGUCACCAUUUCUCGGAGAUCCUUGGAACCGGGAGGUGGUGGUUUUCUUUCAUUUUACCUCAUUCUCAGUGGGGUUUAUUUCUUUUUACCCACUGGUUUUGUAUCUUUCAAAUCCAUACCCAUUAACUUCAUUUAUAGGGAAGUGGGUUUUCUUUCUUUUAGAACCUUGUUGUUGUGUUUUCUUUCAUUUUAACCCCUGUUAUUGCAUCUUUUAAAUACAUGGGCAUUUUUUUUUCAUUUCUAGGAUUAUAUUUUAAUUUUAAGGAAGUGGGUUUUCUUUCUUUAAGAACUUUGUUGUUGUGUUUCCUUUCAUUUUAACCCCUGUUAUUGCAUCUUUCAAAUACAUGGGCAGGAUUAUAUUUUAAUUUUAAGGAAGUGGGUUUUCUUUCUUUUACACCCUUGUUUCUGAGUUUUAUUGCCAUUUACACCUGUUGUCAUAUAUUUCAAAUACAUGGGCAUUUGUCUCCAUUUCUAGGAUUUUUUUUUUUUUUUUUUUUUGAAUUUUAAGGAAGCGGGGUUUUUGGGUAAGGAGAGAUGAUUCCGCUGUUAUUUCUGGUUCUUUUCGCUGAGGGUGUGGUGGCCUUGCUUCUGAUGGUGAAAAUCGGGCCGUUGAGGGAGCUUGCAAUGAGGGGAUUGGAUCAAUUGAAAACUGGGAAGGGUCCGGCGACAGUGAAGACGCUGGCUUGCACGUUGUCGGUGAUCCUGGCAUCGAGUGUCAUGAGCAUUUUGAAAAUACAGGACCGGGGUUCAAAGAUUGGGACCGUCACACCAAUGGAUCAGGUCCUCUGGAGGACCCAUCUUCUCGAGGCGUCACUCAUGGGUUACGCCCUCUUUCUUGGAUUCGUCAUUGAUCGCUUGCACCACUAUCUUCGAAAGCUAUUUGGUUUGAGGACGACAGUUGGAGCUUCCAAACAGGAAGUCGAGAAACUUCAGAAAGAGCACAAACAUUUCAAAGAAAAGGAAGAGAGAGCUUCCCAGGAAAUAAGGCUGCUUCAGGAGGAGGUCUCUAAUCUAACGGAGAAGCUUCAAAAAACGAAAUUGGAAUUGGAAGAAAAGGAGAAACAGGCUGCGUCUGCGGAAGCUCAUGUCUCUGCACUUCAAAAACAAGCCGAGGACCUACUUCUCGAGUAUGACCGUCUGUUGGAGGACAACCAAAACCUUCAGAGCCAGGCCCUGGCAUACAGAGGUUGAGGGCCUUUGAUGGAAAUGGGUUUUGGAAGCUGAGAAUACUAUACCAUUGCUUGGCUCGAUCAGACUUCCCCUGGACUGGAAACUUGCCAUGUUGAGAUUAGUUUUUUCAGUAGUUAAAAUAGGGAGGUUCUGUUUCGUCGAACGCCAUUGAAAAUUUUGUAAUUCACCGCUGUUGUAGGAAGAUGUUCGUCUCUCAUGUUUUCCUCGUCUUGUAUUUGCUCUGUUUUGGUUUUUUGCCUAAUUGAGAUGAUAUUGAAUUUUGAAAUAGAACAGGGUGUCCGCGGAAGGAAAAGAAACGAAAGGAUGAUUACUGUUUUCACAGGCUGAUUAAACAAGGCAGCCAUUAACAUAUAGGUCCUUGAAAGCUUCCUCUAAUAUAUAUUUUUUGUUGUA